Mya arenaria is the source of this 2898-nucleotide messenger RNA. RefSeq lists its product as uncharacterized. The record is from RefSeq and is a predicted model, not a curated record. NCBI's taxonomy places the organism in Eukaryota, Metazoa, Mollusca, Bivalvia, Myida, Myidae. The transcript is spliced from 8 exons. The coding region runs from base 1315 to 2433 and encodes 372 amino acids.
AAACCUUUACCUACUUACUAAAUUAUGCAUUUAUGGAAAAUAUUAAUUACUGAUAACAACAUUGGAAACGUGUAUUUUAUAGCUGAAUACACAUAUAUAUUAAAUGACUGGUGAUCGAAUGCUUUACAAUGAUCAACUAGCGUCUCAUGAGGUAGAAAUAACGUGUUUUCUGCACUUUUCUUUUAAAUAAUACAUAGUAUCCUUCAUAAGAACCAUUGUUUUGGAUAUGUAUUCAUCUUUUCCGGUAAAUUAUAAUACUUGUAUUUAUUGUGGUAUAACUUAUUUGUGAGUAAGAGGCAUCUUCAAAUAACGUUAAAUGAACCAUUACUAUUGAAUAUAUUCAAAUAUAUUGUAAAUAAUAACAACGUAAAUUUAUCACUCUUCUUGCGAAUAACUAACUUUGUUUAGAGUUGAAUUGUUUUAGAGAAAAGCUGACUAAAAGAUGCGCACGAACUCAGAAUUGACGAAAAUAACAAAAUGUAUUUUUUGUUGUUGAACAUUUUCUAUAUUGUUUGAUAGGAGUUAUAUUGUUAUACGAUUGCAUGCGAGUAAAACCAAUGAGUCCCUUCUUAAUGUCGUUUUGAGUCAGUAUAAAAUGUCAGUAGUAUUAAGUUGUAUUGUGAAGAGAUAGCAAUGAGUUCUAGUGGGAUAUAGAAAAUCUUGAUUCUUUUAGAGGUCAUGAAACAUGCAAAGAAUUAUUUUUAGCAAAAUCACAUUUAAAUGUUUAAAACAGAAUGUAAAACUUUGUGUAAUAGGGUUAGAAAAACUACAUUGAUCAACAGUUCUAGCUAGGCCUUACCAGGAGGCGUUGUAUUACUCUCGAGAAAAAGAACAGACAGAGAAAUUGAUCAACGUUAAGAUAUAUCAAAGAAAAGGAAUAACCAAAGUGAAUAAAAAUGAAAUUAUAAAAUUAAAAAAAGUGCAUAAAAAGGUUAAAAAUUAUAUCCGGAAUUAGUUGAAGGGUGUUAUUAUCGCUGUCCAUUAAUAAGUGGCCGGAGGCGUUGUGGUCGUCGGCGUGCAUGUCAACAUUUGGCCAGGGUGAGUGUAAGUGUUAUCUCGUUGUUUUAUAUGUGAUAUACAUAUAUCACAUAUGUGAUAUAGUGUCCGCUUUUCAUCCAGAAAGUUUGGAUUCGGUUCCCACCAGAUGUACUUUGACGAAAUGGACAUCAGAACUGAUGCAAAGAUUAGAAUCUUGACUUAAAUCAACUUUGGAGUAAUUCACACCGUGGCAACGUAAGAAAAACGGACGAACAAUUAUUUGCUUUUAACGAGAAUUGCACACGUAGCGAAACAACCAACGAACACAGCUUAGAGAUGGACUCUGAUUGGAUAUUAUCGACAGUUACAUCUCGACUGCAGUCAGUUAUAAGGUGCCUCAACACUGAACCUGACAUACAGCGUCAGCUGAUGGAAAUUGAAUCGAAAUGCGGGGCAUUUAUACUUGAUUUUCAAGCAGUAUUGAGAAACGAAGGGGAAACCCUUUUCAGCGAAAAAGAGACACUCAUGGCAACAACAUCUAUUAAAACACUUUCAACUGAGAAACCGCUUAAAUCUCUACAUAAAAUCGGUAUAGCAACUGAAAAAUUGAAAAGUCAGAUACGUGCGGUAAGAACAAAGGUUGGAAGCACUUUAGAAGAGUGUCACUCAAGAAUAAAAGCAAAGGAGAAAGAGCUUUUAUUGAACAGAAACGAGAUCGAUAAAAAUAAGAGUGUGAUCAGUAAGUUCGAAGAGGAAAAAAUGAAAUUAGAAAAAGACGCAGAUUUAGACGCUAGACAAAAGGAACAAAAGGCUGCAAGACCGCGAAAUGAAGCUGAAGACAGGAAACAAGCAGGAGCUUGUGAUCCCAUAAUUGGGGAAUUGACUGCCGCUGCGCUUAUGCCUUUCACAGCUGUUGGCAGUUUGUUAGCUCUUGUCGCUGGAAGCGUGACCAUGGCUGUUUUACUUACGAGCGCGGCUGAAUUGGAAAGGGACGCCGGAAAUAAAAAGGAGCUUGCUAGACAAAAGAAAAACGAGUCACAGACUAUCUCGCAAACAAUUCGAGUUCGUGAAAUAGAGUGCAAAACUAAAGAACAAGAAGUGAGGGCCAUUGAAAGCGACAUAAGUCGUCUGAUAAAUGAACAAAACAGUCUGUCUGAUGUAUCGAACCUUCUCUUCAAAGUUGUGGACUCUAUUAUGCGACUUCAGUUUGUGUUCAAGAAUAUGGAGGCGACAUUUCGGGAUACAUAUCAAAAGACAAAAGUGUUAAAGGCUUUUGAGAAAAAAUACACUUUGGGGCCAGAGAUGUUGGAGAUGGCAAAUUCUCUUCUGGACAAGACAAAGAAACGAUGGAAUGAGAUGGAAAACGAGCUUGUGCAACAAGAAUUGGUCGUGAAAGCCGGCUCCAGUCUUACUUUUGUUACAAAAAACAAGGGCAGAACCUGCUUAAAUUUCUAGUUCCUGUACUUAUCAGUGCGUUUACUUUGGGCUAUUUACCUCGUGUAGAAGUCCUCCGUUAUACUAUAUGCAGUUAAUGGUGUUUUUUUCCAGAAAACUGUUCAGUGUCCGAAAAUAAACACUGUCUGUAAGUAGGACUAUCUUUUAGGGUGGAUUUCGCAGAACGCCUUGCUAUUUUACCAUUUCUAUUCCAUUGUUCAGCCUAUAAUCAUCAAUGUUAACAUACAAAUUGUUAUUAUCUAUUAUUAUUAUUAUUAUUAUUGUUAUUGUUACGAGUGUUUCUUUUGCCGUUUCUCUAGGCAUUGACAGCUAUGUUAAUAGUUUAGAAAAAUCAUAAAGUGUUGCCAGUGCUGCUUUCAAACAAUAAGAUUUAUAAAAGCUCAAAUAUUACUUAAACUGGUUUAGAUUAGAUCAAUUCAUUUUUUUUAACAUUUUUCGAGUUUGUUUUCUUAGUAUAUUUAUAAA